Neocloeon triangulifer is the source of this 10294-nucleotide messenger RNA. RefSeq names its product protein furry (gene fry). Gene Ontology annotation, biological process: neuron projection development; cell morphogenesis. The transcript has 52 exons. The record is from RefSeq and is a predicted model, not a curated record. Gene Ontology annotation, cellular component: site of polarized growth; cell cortex. Lineage: Eukaryota; Metazoa; Arthropoda; Insecta; Ephemeroptera; Baetidae.
UCAAGAUCAAAACACACCCCUUUCGCCAAUCCUGUCACUAUCGAUCCGUGAAUUUUUAUUUACAUUUUUUCUGUUUACGUUUGACUGCGCCUGUUGUUGUCAAUUCGAUUUCGGCACCAACGUACACAGAUAUGCAGGAGAUGCAGCUGUAUGGAAUUUGCUAACCUUUGAAGCUUCAAGUCCAAUCGAAAAUGGUGGUCAAAGACAAUUUUGAGACGGAGUAUUCUGACUCGGACCCUGCGCCGCAAGAGCCGGGCAGUAGCGCAGCCGAGUCCGAGGCGGCGCCCACCGACGAACAACAGGAUGUCGACGACCCGCAGCCCGACCCACCGAAUUCACCAACUUUGGGCCACUCGGGCGCCUGCCCGUUGCCUUUGACUGCGCCCGAGACGCCGACUGAGGAACACCGAAACUUAGCCAGCCCUUUUCCAGACUCUUCAGCCGCCACUCAGCUCAUCCACUCGUGCACAGAUUUGGAGUCUGACGAGGAGGCUGCCGAACUUGAAGACGAGGCUGUCGAUGUCCACACCCCAACCGAACUUGAGGAAGACGUUGCGGAGUCUUCUGUUGCGCCGUCGCUGAAGGCUUUGGAGCCCCAGAGUCCGCCGUCAACUUCAACUUCGAGCAAGGACCAAACAGCAACUGUUCUGCCUUGGGGUGCUCACAAAGAGCGAUCACCAUACCCGUCUAGUGUGCACAUUGACAUGGACAUCAAACCUGGAGAAUAUGUCAUGCGAACUUUGUUCGCUGAGUUCACUGUACAGGCUGAGCGAAAAAUCGAAGCUGUCAUGGCUGAGCCUCAGGAGAAGCCUCUAUCCAAAUCCCUGCAAAGAGGUGAGGAUGCCCCUUUCGAUCAGUUGUUGGGAGCUUUUGGCUCGGUGGCAGAGCACUGCUUGCCGUCGCUGCUGAAAGCCCUGUUUUCUUGGUACGAGAGACAGAUCAGCGUCAACUCGGGCACAACUUCGCCAGCCUCGUCAGCCGCCUCUCCCGAACAGAAACGAGUCACCACUGAAUCCAAGGGCAAAGUUGCUGAUUCUUCCGCUGCUGCCGAGGGAGACGUGGCCACAGAAAAGAGAGACCUUGCAGUUGAGUUUCUUUUCUGCUUGGUGCUCAUAGAAGUCCUCAAGCAGCUUCCUUUCCACCCUGGCCAAGAUGACUUGGUCACUUACAUCGAAAACCUUGCAUUCAGACAUUUUAAAUACAGAGAAAGUGUUCAAAGUAGUCCCAACGCAGACAACAUUCACAUCAUGGCUGACUUGUACGCUGAGGUCAUUGGAGUUUUGGCUCAGUCAAGGUUCAUGUCUGUUCGCGCUCGAUUCAUGGCAGAGCUAAACGCCCUGAGAGCCAAAGAACCCAGUUCUGCCACCACACAGUCUGUCAUUUCGCUAUUGAUGGGAAUGAAGUUCUUCCGAGUCAAGAUGGUGCCCAUAGAGGAGUUUGAAGCUUCUUUCCAGUUCAUGCAAGAAUGCGCACAGUACUUUCUUGAGGUGAAGGACAAAGACAUCAAACACGCCCUUGCUGGUCUAUUUGUGGAAAUCUUGAUUCCAGUUGCAGCUUCUGUGAAAAACGAAGUGAACGUUCCUUGUUUGAAGAACUUCGUAGACAUGCUGUACCCACAGACUCUUGACAUGUGCACCAAAAGUAAACACAGACUUGCAAUCUUUCCUUUGGUCACUUGUCUGUUGUGUGUGAGCCAGAAAACAUUUUUCCUCCAGUAUUGGCACUACUUUUUGGCCAUGUGUUUGUCACAUUUGAAAAACAGAGACCCAAAAAUGAGCCGUGUUGCGCUAGAAUCUCUUUACCGUCUUCUCUGGGUGUACAUGAUCAGGAUUAAGUGUGAAAGCAACUCUGCAACUCAAUCUCGACUUCAGAGCAUUGUGAACUCGCUCUUCCCCAAAGGCUCCAAGGCUGUGAUGCCAAGAGACACGCCUUUGAAUAUUUUCGUUAAGAUCAUUCAAUUCAUUGCACAGGAGAGACUGGACUUUGCUAUGAAAGAUAUCGUAUUUGAAUUGCUUUCUGUCGGUCGGUCAAUCAAAGUGAUUAUGACCCCUGAGAGAAUGAGUAUAGGCCUGCGAGCCUUCCUUGUGGUCACCGACUCCUUACAGCAAAAGGAAGGGGAACCACCCAUGCCAAGGACCGUUGGUGUGUUGCCAUCAGGAAGCACCCUCCGCGUCAAAAAGACCUAUCUGAACAAAAUGUUGACUGAAGAUACUGCAAGAAGUAUUGGAAUGUCUAACUACUUUUCGUAUGUAAGACGAACUUUCGAUGACAUCCUCAGAGCUUUGGAUGCUCAAUUUGGAAGGCCCUUGAUGAUGACCAACACUCAAAAUGUCAACAAAGAACCCGAUGAGUUAAUAUCUGGAGAAAGAAAGCCUCGAAUAGACUUGUUCAGAACCUGCAUUGCUGCCAUCCCAAGGCUGAUUCCUGACGGGAUGACUGGGCCAGAGCUGGUUGAUCUUCUCUCACGACUGACUGUUCACAUGGACGAAGAACUUCGAGGUCUCGCCUAUCAAAGUCUCCAAACUUUGGUGAUCGAUUUCCCAGACUGGAGGGACGAUGUAAUUCGAGGUUUCACCCAAUUCAUCGUCAAGGACAUUCCUGACACAUCGCCGCAGUUGCUGGACCAGGGUUUGCGGAUCUUGCUUCAACUGCUCACCAACUGGAAAAACGCUCCUCCCGGCGCUCCCAAGAGUGGAGAUCCCCUUCGAAACAAUUCAUUUAUCACUCAUGGAGCGGUAAGAGCACUUUUGUUAAAAAAAUGGAUUCAUCAAAAUUGAACAACUUUUCAGUCUUACAAAGUUGAACCACCGUGGGCGGUGACCAAUGUUGUUGAAGGAUUUGCUCUAGUCAUGCUAUGCCAUUGUCGUCUCUCGGUGAGGAGAUUGGCUGUCCACAUUUUGAAGGAGGCUAAAACUCUGGUGUAUCUGCUGAACACAGCCAACUGCAGCUCUCCAAACCCUCCCGUCAUCGACGUAAUCGACAAAUGCUGCGCUCAAGUACUUGAGAGAUGCUACCAUCUUUUAUCUCCUGCUGAGAAAGCGGCCGCCAUGUCCACCUCACACAUAGAUCUGCAGUGGAUUGCUGACAGGAAUUCUUCUGUUUGGACAGCUGGAUACAUUGAUGAAAAUUGCACCGCAUCUCGAAGCUCGUCUUGUCUCAACUUGAGCGGUGUUGACCCAUGGAGUGCUUGUUUGUUUGGGUUUCUAGAGGAGGGCAGAGUUGUUACCCAAUGUCCAGCUGCAGUCAAAUACGCGUGGCCUGUUGUCUUUGCCCGACUCAACACUCUCUUCACCGUUGUGGACCCAACUCCCGUGAGUGACAACAGAGCUUCUCUGUUAAGAAGUUCAGCUCCGCCAAAACGACCAGCUAAUGACAAAGAUGUGCACUUGUGGAGGAAUUAUGUCAGUUUUACAUUCCGGGUGGUUCCCACUGUUCCAAGUCCGAUAGUCCGUUGCGCUUCUCCAGAUCUAAGUUUGAGUACCAGCCCAGACAGCCUGUUGGACAGAGUGGAGAGCAAAUCGCCUGGCACCAGUAUUAUGGCUGGGAUGGUUGGCGUCACAGGUGGCAGUUUGGCCAGCGGUGUCCUGGGCUCGAGCUUCUCUUCGUUCUCGUCAGGAACUUCAUCUUCUUCAACUUCCUCCACAUCCACGGCUCAUGCUUCCCCUGGCGCCCUUUACAAACUUGUCGUUCCUUUGCUUAGAUGUGAGUCAACAGACAUUCGAGAUGCAGUGGUCCAAGCCAUUGGAAGGGUCAACCCUGAAGCUUUGAAGGACUUGAUGGAAGAAUUGGUUCCUUAUGUGAGAGAGGCGGUUGAUCGAAAGCAGGAAAACAUGCGACGCCGACGAAGAAGAGAUGCUCUGCGUUUGCAGUUGGUCAAAGUUUUUGAGUUGGUGGCUGAACAUGGCACUUUUGGCAUUAGUCAAUGCGUUUUGGAUCGUGAUUCGUCGAGUUUACACCCCACUUUUGUUGAGUAUGUCGAAGGAGCUAGGCAGUAUUUGGAAAAUGAGCCAGACAAAGAUUCGUCUGUUGUGAAAGAAAUCAAGCUCCACUUCUGUGACUUCUUGCGAAAAAUGCUGAAAAGCUUUUCAAUGGAUUCAAGGAGGAUGCUAUUGAAGCGAGAUUUGCACAAUAAAUUGUUCUGGCUGCUGAACGGCUGGACCACCAAGUACACCGUCAAUAACACAGCCGCUUUCAAUAACAAAAAUGCUGCACAAGCUUGCAAAAAAUGUGUUGAAUUGAACGAAGCUGCAAACCAAUCCUCAGACGAAGCUUGCUCAGAGUUGGAAUUUGCAGCUCUUCAGGCAAUGUCUGCUCUGCUUUCGUGCGGUCCGUGCUUUACGAACCAAGGACUUUGCUAUGAGGGAAUCUUCUAUCCCUGGCUAGACAUGAUGCUAGACAGUUCAAUUGAAAAGGUUUCUCAACUAGCACGAGACACAAGCAUUCUGCUUCUUGAGUGCAACCCUGAUGUUGGCUCAUUGCUUGACUGGGCAAUCGACCGCUGCUACACAGGCACCCCUGCAGUAGCUGAUGGAUGCUUCCUUUCUUUGGCUGCUAUAUUUAGCACAAGAGAGUACCCCUGUGACAGCUAUGUUGCUGUGAUCAAUGUGACCCUGAUGGCCACAGGUUGUCCUCGCCCUGAGGUGCAUGAGGCUGCCCUUCAGCUUUUGCAAGUUUUGGAUAAGCGAUUUUUUGGAGCAGUGCUUCCUCUAGCAACUGAUGGGUCUAUGUAUGGUCGAGGUCGUGAAACUCUGGACCUUCUCCUUUCCAACACAUACUGCCGCUCACAGCAGUACCUCUCGAGACAACUCUCGCAGCUCCACCCCCAGCUCACCAUGCCAAUGUUCUCAGAGGUAUCCCACCGGCUACAAACUGCUCGACCUGAGGUUCGGCAGCUUCUGCUGCAGUAUCUUCUGCCCUGGUUGUACAACAUGGAGCUAGUGGACCCAAAUGUGCCUCCUGGAAAUCCCCUCUCGUACUUCCAAUGCUACAGCUCUGAAGUGCGUGGCAUCUGCAAUAAUGGCAGACGUGAGGGAUGGGGUUCAGCGGAGGCGACGGAAAUGAUUUUGAACAAUGUCUUUUACAUAACAGCUAAGUUUGCUGAUCAUCACCCUAAAGAAGUUGAAGCACUUUGGUCCGCCCUGUGCGCCUGUUGGCCCAACAACCUCAAAGUCAUUCUGCGAUACUUGUUGAUUGUGUCAGGCAUGUCUCCAGAUAAGCUCUUGCCCUACGCAAAAAGAGUGGCUGUAUACAUAGCCAGGGCAAGACCUGAGAGGUUAUUGGACGAAGUUACUGGAGAGUUGCAGGCAGUCGAGACCCUAAACUGUCUGAUCGAGCGGACAGAAACACCACCCUUCUACCGACUGACCUCCAUGCGCAAAGCUUCUUCACACUCGGAUGGUCCUGGAGGUGUGGGAGGCAACCAAGGUGAUUCCGCUGGCGCAGGAGGACUGCGAGUUGACAUGGCUGUGGAGAAAGGAACAAUUCACACCAAGAGACACAGUGGAGAGGAGCACAUAAAAACAGGCACCUCAAAAUCGGACUCUGCCUUGAAGGCCAUGGGAGGCUACGCUCCACUUACCCGCAAUGAAAAAUCACGCACCAUCAGUGGCCCAGCUGUAGCUCCUAUCCUCAUGCAGACUGAUGAAGGGGCCACUUCUCCUGCAAAUGCAGAUGCUGCAGAUGGAAACGAGUCAGGAAACCCUACAAAUUUUGAGUCUGCCUCAAUGCCGUAUCCACUACCAAUGCCGGAGUUUGGUGGCUAUUUUGCACCUCUAACAGAAUUCCUCCCUGAUAUAUCUCAACCUAUUAGUGGUUUCCAUAGGUGCAAUUUGGCCGUCAUGCUGUUGGCCGACGUUGUGAUUGACGGAGUUGACGUUGAUUGGUCUAUCCAUGUGCCAUUGAUGCUGCAUAUGGCCUUCCUCGGGCUGGACCACACCCGCCCUCUGGUUCAUGAGCACUGUCGGCGCCUUCUUCUGAAUCUGCUGCUUGUCUUGGCUGACCACUCGGACAGUUUCACUGUGGCCAGAACCCUCUUGAACUGCAAAACGGCCGGUCUGGGCUUGGGCUUGCCAACGCCAUCUCUUCCAGUCAUUGUGCACAAUUUUACAGAGCCACAUGCUGAGUUUGACGCAUACCUCCAAAACAAUGGAGGCCAAACCACCACGCCUCAAGGCGAUUCUCUUACUUCAUCAGAAUGUGGUUCAGUGACCCCGCCGGCUGUGAUUGUGACUUCUGAAGAAAAGGCUCCAUGGAAAGCUUCAAACUUGACAACUCCUGAUGUUGUCAAAGCUCUCAUUUGCUUCUUAUCGUCAAGAGGGAACCAGCCUCUUUGGGGUUACGAGGACAUCACGGCUAAAGUUUGGACAAUCCGAAGCGCUGAGCAGAUGGAUGUCUUUCUUCAAUACAUGUUGAGAGUUUUCCGUGAAUCACUUCCACACGCUCUUAUAAGCGAAAGAUGGGCGCAAACUGCUCUCCAGUUGGGCCUGUCAUGCUCUUCUAGACACUAUGCAGGGCGAUCUUUGCAGCUCUAUCGAUCACUGCGAGUUCCGAUCACUUCCAGAAUGCUAUCAGACAUUCUCUCUCGACUUGUGGAGACUGUCGCUGAGCAGGGUGAAGACAUGCAGGGUUAUGUGACGGAACUGCUUCUGACGUUAGAAGCUGCAGUCGACUCACUUGAGUCUGACUUCCGUUCGCUCGAUCUGAUGAAGGAAAUCUUUAAAUCUACCCCUAAUCUGAACAACAAGGACCAACUCAGUUCGGUUUCAAGCUCAGCAAGCAGCAAAAGAAAUGCUCAGACAGUUGGGGUGGCGCAGGGAGCAACAAUUGCUGCAGCUGCUAGUGGCCAAGUUAGUGCCUAUCAAGCCAUUUCAGCUGGUGUGGCACCUCACAUUACGCAACUUGGUCAUGGUCGCAGCACCAGCUACUCUGUUUCCUACGGUCUGAGGAAAACUUCUGGGUCACCAGCUUCAGAAACAAAAGGCCGUGGAGGAAUUACCGAGGAAGGCGUGGGUCGUAGUGUGAUAGCCAGUGGGCCAUGUGCAAGCAAGAUUUUCUCCAGCAACCUUUCAAGGUCGCGCUCAGCUCAAUCAUUGAAACUUCUAGGAGACCAAGCAAGCCAAGACGACAAACUGACGAUUCUAGCGCAGCUAUUCUGGCUGGCCGUUUCUUUGCUGGAGUCAGACUUUGAGCAUGAAUUCCUGCUGGCACUUCGACUUCUAAGUAGGGUGCUGCACAGACUACCACUCGACAGGCCAGACUGCAGAGAUAAGGUUGAGAAAUUGCAACAGCAGUUGAAGUGGAACGGAGGUUUCCCUGGUGUGCAUUCCCUCCUGCUAAAGGGCUGCACACAUCCAUCCACCUAUGAGCCAACUGUAGAGCUCCUCAGCAGAUUCACUUUGCUCCUUGAGCUGCCUGUUGUGGACCCAACACUAUCGUUGGCAUUUCCUCUCAAUGUCGUGGCUCUGCUGCCUUAUCUGCUGCACCACUACGAAGACGCCAAUGUGCUGUGCGUCCAGAGUGCCGAGAACAUUGCACAAGUGAGUGCUGAGAAGAGCAAAAAGUUGGAGAAUCUGGGUACGGUUAUGUCUCUCUACAGCCGACGCACUUUCAGCAAGGAGAGUUUCCAGUGGACAAAGUGUGUUGUGAAGUACCUGUAUGACACUUACGCCCACCUUGGGCUGAACAUGCUUGCAUUUUUGGUCGAAGUGUUGGAGAAAGGCCCUGCAUUAGUGCAGCUGCCCGUCCUAAAUAUCAUCCACUGCAUGCUGCACUACGUUGAUCUGAACUCAUCAACCUCGCGACCAAUCAACAGUGACCUGCUGAGGGUUAUUGCUAAAUAUGUUGAGGGGCCACACUGGAAAGAGUCGCUGAAAAUUUUGAAACUUGUCGUAACUCGGUCUUCGACCCUAGUUGCUCCACCGCUGUCUGUCCACCCGACUUAUUGGGACAGCAGCAACCACGGAGUUUUGUCUCAUCCUUCGUUUGCAGACAGUGAAGUUUUCAUGAAGAAAGAAUUACCAGGUCGCACAAUGGACUUUACAUACGACCUCUCCCAAACACCUGUGAUCGGUCGGAGGUAUAUCGAACCCAUCGCCAAAGAGAAAGCUGCUUCUGGCCAAGCAAAUGCAAUCCACAUGGCAUCAUCUCCAAGAAGAUCUGUUUCUCUCUCGCCUGCUGAUAGUGGCAAUAUCGCUGGCUGGAAGAGGCCUUGGUUGUGCCAGAGCCGAGUUAGAGAGUGUCUAGUGAACCUGCUGACCACAUGCGGCCAGAGAGUCGGUUUGCCCAAGAGUCCCUCGUUGGUUUUUUUAUCCAGUGCUCUUCGGAGAUUUCCCAUGCAAAGAGUGAUAUUCAGCCAGAGCUCUGAUUUGAUGGAGCGCCAGUCAAGCAUGGCCUCGUCUACUGAGGAAGUCUCCGCUCCAAACAACGAUUUGUCUGGUGGCUCCAGAAGGGAUGAUGCCGCGGACCAAUUUGGGGUCUUCAAAGACUUUGACUUCCUUGAGUAUGAGAGUGAAAGUGUUGAAGGUGAGAGCACAGACAACUUCAACUGGGGAGUCCGUCGCAGACCUCUUAGUGACGGUGGAACUGACGUCGAACUUAGUUCUCAGCCAGUCAGUGAAAAUUUGGUCACUGAAAGGGAAACAACACCUAACUUGCCUCGUCAUAGGAGAGGUGCAGGUCACGAAGAGUCAUCGGAUGAUGAAGUUGGUUCUGAAUCUCCCCUGGAUGAAGUUGGUCUUCCCCAGGACUAUGCCAGUGGCAGUGGAGCUGCAAGUUCGGUGGCAAGUGCAAGCGGCGUUUUCCCACCUUCUUCUCUCAGCAUCCGGGAAAGAACCCGACACGAUUCAGGCACUCGUUCUGAUACAUCUGGUUCAAGUGCUGGCGACCUAGGAGACGUCACUCCGUGCAACGCCUCGCCAAGCAUUCCUGCGUUCAGGCCGUACACCAGAGGAGACGCCGAAGAGUCGUGGCGCCGCCACAUUCAAGGCUUGUUGAUGCUUGUACCCACCGCUCCACCUCUGCGGUUGUUCCAACUUUUAAGGAGACUCGCCCGCGACGUCUGCUUGAAAGCAACAGGAAUAACCUUGGACGUGGGUCGUUUGCUGUCAACUCCGUGUCCAGCACUCUGCACCCCAGUAGGGCAAAUUGCAGAGCUCCUGGCCAGCGGGAAAGCAGAACCGCCACUGGUGUGGUUCAGCUAUGAAAUAUUAGCAACGGCUGGUCCUCGUCUUGCCGAUCUGUUGAGAUUUGGCGCACUUGAGGUACAGGAGCAUUUGGAAACCUUCCUUGACAGACGAGAUGCAGCCAACGAUAGUUUGAAUGCCAUCAGAACAACAAUGAAACUGCAUUUAGGCAAUGAGCCAACAAAUUCAACCGAAGUACCAACAAGCGUUUUGGUGGAGGCUGGCCGAUCGCUUUACAAGCUGCUUUUUCAGCUUGUGUUGCUCCUAGAAGCGACCCACAAAAUGGUCAACGCCCUUUCGACCACAGCUAAGACUUGUCAGCUCACAGAUCUGUCGUCUGAAGUUUCUGUCCUGGAGGGACACCUAAUCGGCGCCUUGGACGAUGGCGUUACAGCUUCGAGCAACUGGGGUGGCAGCGGUGGUGCCGACUCCUCCGGCACCCCUACCCCAACGCCAAGCCCUGCCCACAGCAUGGUCGCAGUCUCCUCUUCCAACAAAGACGACUCGACUGUCGAGAGUGACGCUGACAAGAUCAUCGACCUGCUCAAGGACGGAAACUGGACGGCCGCUCUGGGCACAUCUCGUAGAUUCCGGACGUCCUUGCUCGGCACCGACGCAGUGCUGGCGCAGUACGAGGAUGAUAUUACCACCAUUCUGCACCUCUACUGCAGACACCUGUCCAAGGACAGACCUGAUAUUUUUGUGAUCACUCGAUCCCCGAGAGAUGGCAGUGAGGCCAUUUCCCGUUUGCUGGAGGCCCUUUUCCAGAUGUUGGCCGUCUUGGGCACCCUGGAGCCCACAGCACCAAGAAGCCCAGCACCCACAAGGGCCCAGCUGGACUCGCUGCUGCAGAGGACAGAUUGCUGAGAGGCAGGUCAUUAAUUAUUAUACUCUUGAGUAGUUAGUUGCAAAUAAUGAUUCGGUGAUUUACACUUAUGAAUUAUGUGGAAGAACGUAUUUCAGAUCUUGAUAUUUGUAUCUUAUAUUCUCCAGAGUAGUAUCACAUUAUAUAAAUAAAUCAUUUAAGAGCAUGGUAUAUGCAAACAAAAAUAACAGUUUAUAAAUAUUUAAAUUUAAAAAUCCAUAUAUAUUAUUUAUUUUGGUGCUAUUCUACU